Molecule: messenger RNA, 1248 nt
Organism: Amaranthus tricolor (Joseph's coat)
Lineage: Eukaryota; Viridiplantae; Streptophyta; Magnoliopsida; Caryophyllales; Amaranthaceae
Exons: 4
Coding region: 1-1248 (415 amino acids)
Source: RefSeq, a predicted model, not a curated record
AUGGCUGCUUUCGAUGGCACGUCAUGCCCGCAGGAGCACCUGACGGCGUAUAAGAAUCUUAUGUUGUUGUAUACCACCAACUCAUCGUUAUGGUGUAAGUUCUUUCCAACUACCCUUACAGGAGUAGCUUUAACGUGGUACAUCUCCCUUCCCGGAGGAAGCAUCCACAACUUUGCCCAGCUAGAGGGCAAGUUCUUGGGCCACUUUAUAGCCUCAAGAAGGCAGGAGAAAUCAAACUUCCACCUGCUUAGUGUCACUCAAUUGGAAGGAGAGUCCAUAUCCUCAUAUCUUAAGAAGUUCCAUGAGGCAGUGCUGGAAGUGACUGAUCUGGAGGAGUCGGCCAUGAAACAAUGCCAAAGUUAUGUCACGGCGUCAGAGAUAUGUCAAGCACAUGAUCCGAAAAGGCGAAAAUUUGAGAAAAAAGAUGUCGGGCCCCCCCAUCAAUCCUCACGAAGGAGGGAGGAGCAUUCUUCGAGGAGAGAGAAGAAUUACAUGCCGCGUCAUCCUACGCCGCCGUCUGAUAUGGGACCUCCACGAGCCCGACACGUAUAUGUUACAGAAGGAGAAACUAGGACGCGGAAUCUGGGAGAUGGAGGGAACGACCCCAUGUUCAAUCGAAACAGGAGGGACAUCUUCUUCACUGUUCGAGAUCAGUUGUCAGCUCCACCUCCAUUGGCUAACGAGGGAAAACUGUCCAGGUUCCUCAACAGGAGAGAUUAUGAUGCUGGAAGAGAAGGGGAAAGGAGGCCAUGGCAACAGAAACGCCGAUCCCCCAAGAGGAACGAAGCCAGACGCGAAAGUUCCGACACUCAAGGAACUAUCAACAUGAUUUUUGGGGGAUACACUGAGGAAUAUCCCACUAUCCGCGCGGCAAAAAACAGCGUCCACACUUUGCUGAAAGGACCUCCCAUGGCCGCAUCUAAGGGACCGGUCAUGAAGUUCGAUGCCACGACCUCCCAACCGCUGCAACAACCCCAUACCGAUCCCCUGGUGGUCACUCUUAAAAUCGGGCAAAUGAAAAUCAAGGCAGCAAUCUUUCCCCAUCAACUCUUGCUGCAAUUCGAGACAGAUAAUGGACAAGUUGGCAUUCUCAAGGGAGACCAAGUGACGGCUCGCCAAUGCCUCGUCAACACCCUGAAGCGCGGGUCCUCCGAGACACCUGCAAAAAGAAAAAGGGAAGACAAUGUCCCAGCUGUCAUGAGCGUGUACAAGGAAAAUCUCAGCACACAUAGUGGCCACCAUUGCUGA